UUUAUGCAAGAUCAAAAUGAUUUGAAUGAAUUUAACAUACAACUAGAAGGGAUAUUGUGACAGGUUAGCUGUGCACAACAUUACAUUUUAAAAUGAAGGGCAGUAAAUUGUAUGUUGUACCCAAUUAUGAACCUAACCCCUGUCUCUCUAGGUUGGAAGCACAAACUACAAAAGCAAUAACAUACUUUAUUUAUUUAGCACCUCUAAAGUAUAAGUCUGCAGUUUAAUGCCAGAAAGACGGGUUGGUUAGCAACAUCCCUGAAGUCUUUGAGCGGUGAUGUCACAAUAGAGGCACUGGGGGAAGUGACUAUGGUGUGUGUGUGUGUGUGUGUGUAGGGGGCAAGGGGGACGCCGUGGCCCUUAAUAUAUUCAGAACUAUUGUGUGUAGUCAAUGCAGUGUGCUAAAAUGGGGCAAUUGUCAGGAGAAAAAGGAGAAAGAGGGGUAAAGGAGAAAGAAGACAAGAAGGGAAACACAUGCAAUAGAGAGGUCAUGAUAUACUGCCUAGUGGACUUUUAUCAUCAUUCUCAAUUCAGCAGGUUGCUAACAUGUUUCUCUCCGAGCCGGAGUGGCACCUCCAGAAAUAUUCACAACCACAUUAGCAUUAAGACGUGUUUUUCUGAAGACUGCACGAAAUGUGGUGAAGAGACGCGUCACAUAUAUCUGGCUGUGGGUUAAAACCACACCAGACGCUCACUGCUGAUUGGAGUUUGGACCUGUCAAAUAAAAAACACACGGUGAGAAACGCUACACUGAAACCAAGGAAAUAAUUUAAAGAGGUGUUUCGAUCGGUGUGUAAUGAUGUAUGAAGGUGUGAACAUCAGGGCAAAGACCCAACUGUGUGCAUUGGUCCUGCUCAUCUGCUUUGUGCCAAUCUGUCAAGCCUUCCUGCCAAACUUCUGGUCUCGUGUACUGACAAUGUCCUGGGACUCAUACACACAUCAGUACAUGACUGAGCAGGCUGUACUUAACAUCACUAUAGAAACCCUAAGCAAAAUAAUGGAAGAUGUGGAUAGUGAAGAGCUGUAUACUGGACUUGGUCGGGGAUUUUGGCAUGCUGUGGGUGACGUAGCAAGGACCAACGCAGACAUGGACUUCCUGAGCGCCACGCGGUCUGAUCCAAUCUAUCACUUUGACUCUGAGCGUGUUACAGGAGCCACAGAGAUGCUGCGGGAGUUCUGGAAGCAAACGGUGCUGCUAACCAAAUCAAAAGAGUACCAGGGUGCCAGACAAAGCCUGGGCCAGCUCUUCCACUCACUACAGGACUUCUACAGUCAUAGUAACUGGGUGGAGAUGGGUCAGAAGGCAAUAUAUCUUCACCUCCUACAUCCCGAAGAGCCUGCAGUACCUGUGGCCUCAGAGGACACUCCUACCUGUGCAGAGUGCUACAGAUAUAGCUGUUAUAACAAUUUUCUGGAGCAAAUGAUUCAGCAGACAAAGCCACUACUGACUACUGGCUACUUCAGCAGCUUCCCGGCUAAACCACCAGGCAAGUGUAGCCACGGUGGGAUUCUGGACAGCAGUCGUCACCAAGGAGCUGCAGGAGGAAUCAACAAAGACAGCACAUCUCCUCUUUUCUCCCCUCAUCACUACCUCCAUAAAGAGGCUGCUCAUCUGGCUACCACGGCAACCCUUAGAGUGCUCCAAGACCUCAGAGAGGAAGUUGGGCCCAAAAGCUUCCUCAGGCUCUUCAGUGUCCAGCAGCCUCCAGCUUUGGUAUUUGUCAUGGACACCACCGGCAGCAUGUUUGAAGAGAUCACAGCCGCCCGUCUCCGUGCGCUCUCCAUCAUACAGGCCCGCAAAAAGAGUCGCAGAAGCAGUCUGCCCGGCACCUUCAUUCUGGUACCCUUCCAUGACCCUGGUUUUGGUCCGGUAAGGGAAACUGAUGAUCCUCAUGAGUUUAUGCUAUACAUGGAGGAUCUGAUGGCUCUCGGUGGUGAAGAUGAACCAGAAAUGUGUCUCUCUGCCCUUCAGCUGGCUUUGACCCAUUGCCCUCCACUCUCAGAGAUUUUCGUAUUUACCGACGCCUCCCCUAAAGAUUCUCAUCUGCAUGGUGCAGUUCAGGCUCUCAUACUGGAGAAGCAAACAAAGGUGAAUUUUCUGCUCACUGAAGAUCCAAGUCUCACAGGAAGAGGAAGAUUGUUGAGAAAGAGGAAGAGGAGAGAAACUCUGUCUCCAGAUAGAUUCUCUCUGUAUUCUUCUCUUUCAUCCGUGUCUGGAGGAAUGACCAUCUUCACUACAAAAAAAGACAUUCACAAAGUGUCGGCCAUUGUAGAAGACACGACCACCUCCAGUAAGGUGACUCUGCUUCAUGUAGACAGUGGGUUAGAUUCAUCGAAAUCCUUUAGAGUGGACAAAGCUGUGAUGAAUGUGAAGCUGCACAUCACAGGCCAGAUCAUACACUGUCAGCUCAUCAGCCCAUCAGGUUCUAGUCAGUUGGUUCCUGGCUCUGAUGGCCCGCUGGCAGUGCUGGACUCAUCACAGGGUCUGUACAGAAUAAGCCUGUUGACUCCACUAGAAAUAGGUAUAUGGCAGGUUGUGACCAGAGCCAUUGGACCAGUUACUUUCAACGUCCUAGGUGACAGCAGCUUGGACUUUCUGUACUAUUUUGCAAAAGAGGCAAAUGAGACACAUCCAGGGUUAAGGAAAAUAGAAGGCAGUCCAAUAGCAGACACCCCAGUGUUUCUAGUGGUUGCUGUGAUAGGCCUCUCACCCAAUGGAGAUGCCUCAUUCAGUCACAUGACCCUAUUAGGACCCAAUGGGGAGAGCCUGCUGACUGUGUUGCUAAAUUCUUCAUCUUCUUCUUGGUCUGGAGAGGAGCUAGUGGGCUACAUAGACUCGGUACCCAGAAUGCAAUUCAGUUUGUGUCUCUCUGGAAAGGAUGGAAAGGGGAACCUCCUCGAAAGAGUUUCAACAGAGAUGAUUCAACCGACACACGUACAGAUGCAGGUCCUCUCUGCUCCACACCUUGUACCAGGUCACAGUUCUACUGUGCUGUUUGAGGUAUUUAACCAUGGCCCAAGCCGUCAGUUCAUUCUUUCAGCAGAAGAUGACUAUGGAUACCUCUCCCACAAUGAAAAACACAGAAAUCGGUUGUUUAUUGCUGAGAGGAGCUCUGUGAAGAGGGAGAUUGAACUGAGUACACCUCACAAAGCUCAGAUAGGAAAAUCCAUCACUUUGACCCUUACUGUCAAGGCAGAAGAUUCACAAGACUCAAACUAUGCUGUGGUGCAUCUGACCAUCAUACCUCAGGAACAAGACACAAGCCCUCCAGCAUGUUCUGCUCUGCGUGUGGAGUCUGCCUGUCCUUCACUGUGCUCUCAGGGCAGCUGGAAAGUCUCACUGGUAGCCAAAGACAGAGGUCAUUCUGGACUGGCAUAUGCACAGCUGGCACAAGGAGAAGGUCUCCUCACCCUGUCUCAUGUGACAACAGAGAAAAGCAGAAACCAUUUCACACAGCUUCAUGAGGAAAGCACAGGAGUCGCUCAUCUCCCUUUGUUACACCGUCAAAUAGACACCUCUGAAUCUGUGGAGUUUAACAACAGUCAGCCUUCAGGUACAGAAGAUGAAUCUCAAAGACAGAAGAACAUCCGGGUAAUGAGUAGAGAAGCACCUGUAAAUAUCAGUGAAUGGUCAAAGGGGAAGCCCAUAAUGAUGUUUUAUUCCUCAAGCUGCUGUGCUCCUCAAGCAGAGCUGGUGUUGUGGGACAGAGCAGGAAAUCUGAGACGAUGCCAUCUCAUAGCCAGUCAACAGAGGGCGCUAAGAGAAAACAGCGCACCAAGUGGGACAUCUCAGCCCCUGGUGGUUCUUAUGUUCUGGGUUCACUUGACAUUAUGUGUUUUUUAUGAGCUCAGCUGAUAUCCUUCAGUUGAUGUUCAUACAUAAGGGUGGAUACUUGGGGAACUAAAUCCAGGACAGUGAAUUUCAAGGGGGAAUGGAGUUCCAGUUCAGAAUGUAGAGGAUCUUUUUCCCACAUAUUAGCAUACAAAUGCUAUGCUAAUUUCAUGCAAAAAUAUUGUGGGAUUUUCUGCAUCUACCCAGUGAAUUACAUUUUUACCCAUGUUAUUACAACAUUGGUAACAAAAUAAAUCUCACUGCUUUUUAUUAUAUAGUAUAAGUCACUGUAAAACUAUUAAAAGUCAGAUCACUCAGGGUUGGUUCAUUCUGUGAAUUGCUAGAUCCUCAAAUGAUAUUUUGACUCAUAAUGACUCAUAUAAUAUUUUCAGGUUUUUACAUGGAUAACAUGCUUUUGGAAACUGACUGCACUGUUUUAACCAUUUGAAUGUAUGUUUUUUUUUCAUAUACAGUGGUGUGGAAAAGUGUUGGCCCCCUUCGUGAUUUUUUAUUUUUUGCAUUUUUGUCAUACUUUAAAGGAAAACACCACUGUUUUUCAAUAUUUUACUAUGUUCUUACCUCAGCUUAGAUGAAUUAAUACAUACAUAUCUUUUAUCAAUGCGUGCAAUUUUAAUCUUUGUACAGCACUUCUUGAAUGUGUUAGCAUUUAGCCUAACGCUCCAAUCUAAAGUUUUAUUUUAUGCCACCAUACUUACUCGUUUAACUACUCAUGUAACAAUCUUUAAAUAGGGAAAACAUGGAAGUGUUUGGUGGCUUCUAAAUUCAUCCCUGUUUGGAGACAUAGGAAUGAAUGAAUAGGCAAUAGGGAGGAGGCCAAUGUGCAGGAAUUGAGUUUUUGACACAGCCCGAGCAGUUUUUUACAAGUAGCCUACUCGCGGAUGUGCGAGCAUCUGUGACAAAAAUAUGGAAUGCACAAUCAGGUUUUUACUGCUCAUUUGCAUGACACGUCAACCAUUUUAUGUCACCAUGCUCUCAGUUAAUGAAAGAGCAGGAGAACUUCUAGCCUACAUUAACAACAAAACAUUAUAGAUGAGAAUAAAGGUCUACAUCAGUGCCCAAUUAAGGAAAACUGGAUAGAAGAAACAUGUAAAGGAUACUAGUAUGUAUAUUGACAUGCCACUCAUAUUACAAUAUGCUAUCUGGAUAUAAUUUAUUGGAUAUGUAUGUAGGCUAUCUUAUGCCUAGAAUUUCCUGCUAAAAAACAGAAUUGCUGGUCACCAGCAUAAGGUAUGUUUUGCAUGCAGGGACCAG
This is a messenger RNA of Misgurnus anguillicaudatus (oriental weatherfish), 5104 nucleotides long. It is a transcript of the gene vwa7, whose product is annotated as von Willebrand factor A domain containing 7. The record is from RefSeq and is a predicted model, not a curated record. Lineage: Eukaryota; Metazoa; Chordata; Actinopteri; Cypriniformes; Cobitidae.